AUAGCUGUCGGGGUUGCUAGAGGUCUGGCUUUCCUACAUGGGUGCUCCACCUUGACUGGACCCAUAAUUCUCCUCCAUCUUUCGACAAAAAGUAUCCUGAUGGAAUCACUUUCGAAGCCUUUGAUUGGAGAUUUUGAUCUUAGUAAGCUGAUCAAUCCUUCAAAAACCAUGGGGACAAUCUCAGUUGUUGCUGGUUCACUUGGGUACAUCCCUCCAGAAUAUGCAUACACAAUGAGGGUGACUCCAUCAGGGAAUGUUUACAGUUUCGGAAUCGUGAUGCUAGAAUUAUUAACCGGCAGGCCUGCUAUAAGUGAAGGGACUGAGUUAGCUAAAUGGGUACUGACUCAGACUCAGUUGAUCCAUCACAACAAGUGGAAAGAAAUUCUUGAUUGUAGACUAUUAAGUGAUGCAUCAAGAGGUGUUCAUGAUCAAAUGCUUUCAGUUCUUAGAAUUGCUUUAGGUUGUAUUGCCCUCUCACCAGAUGAAAGGCCAAAUGCAGAAAGCUUGCUCGAUUUGCUGCUUGACGUCACAACAAUUUAGUCUGUAAUUAUGUAACAGUAAUUGUGGCAAUUUAGUAGCAUGGCAAACGGAGUUCACUACAUUGUACCCCACAAUCGGUUUUUCAGGAAUAAUAAUAGGACAUGUUUGUUUUGGUUUAGACAAGCCAUUCUGUGACAAUGUUCACUAGAAAUUCUGCAUAGCUUUACUUCAAUUUUGGCCUAUGACUGGUUUGUUCCCAAUACUAUCCUGAUAAAUUAUAACAAACUUCUCAUAUUAACCCUUUACAUUAUGACAUUUACAUACCCAAAUUUAUAAAUAGGCAGGUUAUUUGUAUCCCAACUCUGUUCUAUCUACUUGCAUCUCCAGGGCAGUCUCUCUAGCAAGUUGUUUUUUGGGUUUUGCUUUCUU
This is a messenger RNA of Camellia sinensis, 909 nucleotides long. RefSeq lists its product as uncharacterized. The record is from RefSeq and is a predicted model, not a curated record. Gene Ontology annotation, molecular function: ATP binding; receptor serine/threonine kinase binding; protein kinase activity. NCBI's taxonomy places the organism in Eukaryota, Viridiplantae, Streptophyta, Magnoliopsida, Ericales, Theaceae. Gene Ontology annotation, biological process: protein phosphorylation.